GGUGGGCGGGACUGUCGCUGUGUUGUGUUUCUGUGGAGCUGAGAGGGGAAAAAAGCAAGAGAGAGUUUUUGUUUCGAUUUCUCUCAUUUUUUAAUAUUCCGGCUCGUCCCAACUGUUCAGUAAAACAGGUCAUUUCAUCGUCUGCAGCUCAAUGGGAAGAGUGUAGCCAUGUUCAGCUUUGAGGGAGAUUUCAAGAGGACCCCUAAAGUGUCCCUUGGGGGGGCCAGUAGAAAGGAGGAAAAAGCGUCUCUUCUUCAUCGGACCCAGGAGGAAAGAAGAAAACGCGAGGAUGAGAGAAAAAGGCUGAAAAAUGCAAUAAUCAUCCAGUCCUACAUAAGAGGAUUCCACGAAAGAAAACGUCAACACGCCGUACAGAGGAGCCACUUUGACCGCUGUGUGAGUCAGGCCCAGUCUGCCUCCAGCCCAGCACUCACGGACAGCGCCACCCUCAGCCUGCUGGUGCGGCAGCUGCUCUUCUUCUACCGCCACAGUGAGGACACACAGAGACUGAUCUGGCUCUGUCAGAGUGUGGUGAAGCACCAUGCUCAGUUUGUGAAGCUGCUGGCUGGACCGGAGAGACCCACAUGCGUGUUCCAGAUCAAGAGGCUUCUGGGUCACUGCUGCAGAUUGCUGCAGUUGUGUGAGGAUGAUGGCAUGAAUGUGGCCGUUCCUAUGCGGAUGGUGGAGGUUUUCUCUUCUGAGAAAACGUACCUGCCUGUUCUCCAGGACGCCAACACAGCCACAGCACUUACCGAGCAGAUUUUGCACUAUAUGGUACAGAAAGGAUACUACAGGUCUCUCUAUGUGUUGGUGAAUCAUAAGCUGCCAUCGAGUCUGGAGUUCACCGACGCUCCCUCUGUUCCGUUGGCUCACACACUGCUAGAGCACACACUCAAACCCCUGCACUUUACGUACAGCUCCUGCUCUGUGGGCGCCAGGCAAUUUGUGUUCUCAGCCUUCACUGAGGAGUUCAUCUCUCCUCCCUUCACCGAGCAGGUCUUUCAUUUCUUCGUGCCGGCUCUGGCGGAACCUCGGCUGGCCUUUCCCUUUCAGGACUUCCUGUGGUCCCUGCAGGCUACCGUAGCCUCCUCCACUGUGGCCCAGGCUCAGGCGCCCUGGCUCUUUUAUUUUGUGCUGUCAGUUGGAGAAGCAGGUCUAGGGUCUCUCUCGGAGGAAGGCCUGCUGCUGUAUCUGAGCACUUUGCAGACUCUGCUGCCACUGCUGCCAGUGACCGAGAGCCACAGCAAAGCAGAAAUCAACAGCGACUCGGAGGAUGAGGACAAUAACACAAUACACCACACUUCUAGACAGAAUGAAGGGAGGAUCUCAGUGCAGUUGAUUACGGAGCUGUGUGUGCAGAAGCUGGACACUAAGCAGCAGACGAAUGCUCUACUGGCGCUGGUGUGGAGGGACUCAGCCAGCGAAGACGUCUUCACCAUGAUGGCCUCCAUCUGUCACACGCUGAUGGUGCAGCAUCGCAUGAUGGUGCCUAAAGUCAGGCUCCUGUACAGCUUGGCCUUCAAUGCGCGCUUUCUUAGACACUUGUGGCACUUAAUAACGUCCAUGAGGACCAAAAUGAUCACAGGGUCUCUGGUGCCUCUGCUGCAGCUGAUGUCCCGCGGUUCUCCCAUGUCUCCUGAAGACUCCAACAGGAUCAUCCCGCUCUUCUACCUGUUCAGCUCCCUGUUCAGCCACUCUCUCAUUUCCAUCCAUGACACAGAGUUCUUUGGAGACUCCAUGGAUGGUCAGAGGGAGCCGUCAAUGAUGCCCUUCUCUCUUUCGGAGCUGGUGACGCUGUCUCGGUGUCUGCGGGACGCCUGUCUGGGCAUCAUUAAGCUGGCGUACCCUGAGACCAAGAGCGAGCACAGAGAGGAGUAUGCAGCCGCCUUCCGCAGUGUCGGGGUCAAAACCAGCAGCCAGGUCCAGCAGCACAUUCAGGCCCAGCAGAAACGCUGGGUCCAGCUUUUUAAGGUCAUCACAAACCUGGUGAAGAUGUUAAAAGCGCGAGACAUCAGAAGGCCGUUCUGCCCCGAGGGGCACUGGCUGUCCGAAGAGGUCAACAUCAGGGCUGAUAAGGUGACCCAGCUCUAUGUCCCCUCUGCUAGACAUGUGUGGAGAACCAGACGGAUGGGUCGCAUCGGACCUCUUCAGUCCACGCUAGAUGUUGGGCCGGAGCCUCCACCACUGUCUGUAUCAGAAGAGAGACAUCUGGCCAUUCUCACAGAGCUGCCUUUCGUCGUGCCCUUCGAGGAGAGAGUAAAGAUCUUCCAGAGACUGAUCUACGCCGAUAAACGUGACGUGCAGGGAGACGGCCCUUUCUUGGACGGCAUCAACAUCACCAUUCGGCGGAACUAUAUAUACGAGGACGCCUACGACAAACUGUCUCCAGAAAAUGAGGCGGAUCUGAAGAAGCGGAUCCGCGUUCACCUCCUCAACGCUCACGGCCUGGACGAAGCGGGUAUUGACGGUGGUGGGAUAUUUCGGGAGUUUCUGAGUGAGCUGUUGAAGUCGGGCUUCAACCCCAACCAGGGCUUCUUCCGGACCACCAACGAGGGGCUGCUGUACCCCAGUCCUACGGCCGAGAUGCUUAUUGGAGAGAGCUUUACUCGACACUACUACUUCUUGGGCCGGAUACUGGGCAAGGCUCUGUAUGAGAAUAUGUUAGUGGAGCUCCCGUUUGCCAGUUUCUUCCUGUCAAAACUGCUGGGCACCAGUGCUGAUGUGGACAUCCACCACCUGGCAUCUCUGGACCCGGAGAUGUACCGGAACCUUCUGUUCCUCAAGAGCUAUGAGGGCGACGUGGAGGACUUGGGGCUGAACUUCACCAUCGUCAACAACGACCUGGGAGAAGCUCAGGUGGUUGAGCUGAAGCCAGGGGGAAAGGACAUCCCAGUUACCACAGCGAACCGGAUUGCCUACAUCCAUUUAGUGGCCGAUUACCGUCUAAACAAACAGAUCCGGGCGCACUGCCUCGCCUUCAGACAGGGACUGGCCAACGUGGUCAACCUGGAGUGGCUGCGCAUGUUUGACCAGCAGGAGAUACAGGUGUUGAUCUCUGGUGCCCAUGUGCCUGUCUGUCUGGAUGACCUGAAGAAGUUCACCAACUACUCAGGCGGCUACUCAGCCACUCACCCAGUAAUAAAGAUCUUCUGGGAUGUUGUGGAGAACUUCAGUGAGGAUGAGAAGCGCAAACUGCUCAAGUUUGUCACCAGCUGUUCACGCCCUCCGUUACUGGGAUUUAAAGAGCUGUACCCAGCCUUCUGCAUCCACAAUGGGGGAAGCGAUCUGGAGCGCCUCCCCACCGCUAGCACUUGCAUGAAUCUCCUCAAGCUGCCAGAGUUUUGCGACGAAGACCUAAUGAGGAACAAACUCCUCUACGCCAUCGAGUCCUCCUCGGGCUUCGAGCUCAGCUGAGACGUGAUUGUCUUGCACCACUAGAGAGGUGAAACGUUGUUGCCAGGGCAAUGGGGACAGGAAGUGACCGGCUUAGGGAAGGGGCAGGCUUUCGUCUGCAGCAGAUCUGCAGUGAUUCUCCAGGAAUAGUAAUGUGUAAAACAAAAGAGAGACAUUAAGAACAAAAAUGCCUCGAGUGGAACCUCUGACCUUUUGAAGCAGGAGGAUGCUCGGACACUCGUGCUGGAGGCUUUUGGGUGAGGACAGGGUGACACCAACUGUUUUGAAAUUUUAACAGGACUGAAUUUGGAUCAGCAUCAGUGGAUUAAAAGCUGCAUCAGUGGAAGCGAUUCUACUGCUCAAAACCCUCGAUGAGAAACACCAGACAUCAUAGACGCAGCAGUGCAAUCUAAUAACAUGCGAUGCAUAAUUCACCAAAGAUUUUGCUAGGCUAUUGUGAGAGUAUUUUCAAGUUUUGCAGUGCUAAUUUGGAUGUUUUAAGAGAGACGAACAAGCUAAGAAGUUAGCUGCUCUCGGUCAUGAUUGUGCGGAAGAUGUAGCUUUGCUAAUAAAGACACAGAGGUUAGCUGUACUAACACAAGGACUUGCUAGAACAUUAGCCUCUCUAAUACAACAUCAUGCUAAAACGUGAGCCUUUAACACGAGCAGAUACUAAAGAUUUGGCUUUGCUAGACGAUCUGACUGCUAAACACUUCAGCUGUGCUUAUAUGAGCCUUUCAUACAGGUCUGUUACCAUUUAGGCUAUGCUGUCAUUUUAGCUAUGCUGGUUUUCAUGCUUUAUACAGUAGCUAAAGGAGUCAUUUUUCAGAAUUGAGUUCAAAUGCUAAGUGAGAAAAUAUUCUGAAUUGCUAAAUAUUUUCCACCUUCAUGGUUCUGAAAGGCAGCAGCUGUUCAGAUUCGUAAGUUUUGAUGUAUUAGUGGGUAGCCGUUUUUAUUUGGGGAAUUCACCUGGCAGUUAAAGACUAACAGUGCUGUGCAAAAUUGUCAAACUUCAUUUAUGUCAUUUCCAGUCAAAACGGCCAAGGUUUUCAGCUUCACGCAAUUAAACAGGAAACAUUUAACAGAAGCCUCAUAACUAAUGUAAUAUCAAAUCUUUCAGUAUUUACUGGGUCCACUCCGUAUUACAGCUUCCAUUCUUUGCAAGAGGCUUUCAGUUUUUUAAAGAAAUCUUUACACACUUUUCCAAAGUUCAGUCUUAGAAGUUGGUUGCACUUUCUGCUUCUCACGAUCCAUUAUUCUAAAACACUCUCACUGGUUUUGAGGUCUGGACCUUGUCCGGGCCAGCUCGAUUUUCUGAGAACACCAGCAGCUUCUUUGUUUGACGAGCCUGUCUCCUUUUCUCAGCGACAGCUACACAUCCUUUCAGACCCACAGCGCUGAGUCGUCCUCUCACAGUGGAAGGAUGGACAGAAACACCUGUGGAUGUUUUCAGAUCUGAAGCAGCUUGAUCUUCUCCUCUCUCUCAAAGACGAAAGCUUUAAGUGCUGUUUAUCUGAUGGGGGCAGUUUUGGUGUCAACCAGGUCUUCCAGGUGGUUGUUAGGAGCCCCAUUUUCUCUGUAGCCUUUAAUCUUUUUUAAUAAUUUUUGAACCCUAGAUUUGGAACCUUUGACUUUGUCCUUCUUGGAGUGGAGUAUCAUACCUGUUCUCAGAAAUAUCUCCAGAAAAUUAGCCGUUUUGACUGCAAACUAAGUAAACGAAGGGUGAUCUCUGACUUUUGCACAGCAUUGAAUAUUUUUAGAGGAAACAUGAAGACUUAAAAGGUUACAGGGAGUAAUAGGUGCAAUAGGCGCAGCAUUUGAGCAUUAGUGUGGUAAUAAAUGAUACUCUGGCCCAGGAAAAUUCUUCAGAUUCCUCAGAUAGAAGUAGACUGAUGGCAUUUUUGUGAACUGAUUGAUGCAUUUGGAGAGCACUGUUAGAUGUUAGUACACGGUUUAAUGAAUGUGUGGUUUUCUCUACGUGAACAUCAGACCGUCAUGUAAAACGGGACGACUGCGUACGGACAGACUCUGAAAGGGACGUUUGGGCUCAGCAUGGUCGUCUUCAUUUUGUGUACUCAACAUGUGGUGAAAAAAAGUGUGUCACUGGUUGAGCCUCAGCACUGAAACUGAAACAAUGUGCAAUAACGUACGCAAUCAUGAGCUCCAAAGCCGUCUGAAAACUGCAAACUUAAUAUCUAUAUUCUGUUUUUUUUGCCCCUUUUUCUUUAAAAUAUAUAGCUGUUUGUGUAUAAACGAUUAAGCAAUGUGAACUCUUGUUCCCAGGCUCCAGCAUGUGCCUAUUCAUGCUAUUCAUUGCAAUAGCACUUCAUUUUUUCUAUGUUUUCUGUCCACUCUUGAAUGCUAAGCAAUUCUUGCAGCUGCUGCUCCCGUUGCAGACUCUGCUUCGCCCCCUGCUGGAGACCUGACCGCAAUGGACAUGUGAAUAUGUACAUGUGGACAGCUUUGAAUAUGUGGCGUUCUCUCUCUCGCUGUGUUUUGUACAGUUUCCUCAUCCUUUCUCGAAUCAGAUAGCCCACCGACUUUAAAGGUUCAGUCAGCAGUUUCCAAGGAUACUCAUUAAAGGUGCGGUCAACAAUGUGAGCCUAAAUCUCCCAGCAUUUUCAUUAAAGGUGGAAUCAGAAUUGCCAUCCUGCACCGCCCAGAUUUCAUAUUGAAGGUGGAAUUAGAUAUAAGAUCAUAUGUCUCCUUGCGUUCACCAUUAAAGGUGCCAUCAAGAUUGUGAUCCUACAUGUCCUGCAUCUGCAUUGAAGGUGGAAUCAGCAGUUUUAAAAGAUGCAGUCAACAGAAUGGGUCUCCUUUUCCCCAUAUAUUUAUUAAAGGUGGAAUCAGUAGUUUAAUCCUGCAUCUCAUUGAAUCUACAUUAAAGGUGCAAUCAGUAGUUUGAUCCUGCAUCUCAUAGAAUCUACAUUAAAGGUGGAAUCAGCAGUUCGAGCCUACAUUUCCCAACAUGCUUUUUAAAGAUGCAGUCAACAGAAUGAGUCUACAACUCUUCAUAUCUUCAUUAAAGGUGGAAUCAGCAGUUUGGUCCUGCAUCUCAUAGAAUCCUCAUUAAAGGUGGAAUCAGUAGUUUGGUCCUGCAUCUCAUAGAAUCUUCAUUAAAGGUGGAAUCAGUAGUUUGAUCCUGCAUCUCAUAGAAUCCUUAUUAAAGGUGUAAUCAGUAGUUUGAGCCUACAUCUCCCAACAUGCUCAUUAAAGAUGCAGUCAACAGAAUGAGUCUACAUCUCUCCAUAUCUUCAUUAAAGGUGGAUUAAGUAGUUUGGUCCUGCAUCUCAUAGAAUCAUAGUUAAAGGUGGAAUCAGUAGUUUUGAUCCUGCAUCUCAUAGAAUCCUUAUUAAAGGUGUAAUCAGUAGUUUGAGCCUACAUCUCCCAACAUGCUCAUUAAAGAUGCAAUCAACAAGAUGAGUCUACAUCUGCCUGUAUCUUCAUUAAAGGUGGAAUCAGCAGUUUGAUCCUGCAUCUCUCAGAAUCCUCAUUAAAGGUGGACUCAACAAUAUGAUUCCUCAUCUUUGCAUCCUCAUUAAAGGUGCGGUCAGCAGCCCUCCUUAAAAUCCUGAUCAAAAAAGCCACAAUACAACCUGAACCACACACCUGACUGUUUACAACCCCAGUGUUGAGCGUAUUGUUUGAGAAUUGUGCUGAAACUCGAAACAUCCCAUGUGUCCUGGAUGAUCGCAUAACACGACUUUCUUGUCCUGAACACACAGACAAAAAAAUCUAUGUAUCAGAUUGUAUGAAAAAUAAUUAAAAUGUCUUUUUUGGGAUUUUA
Messenger RNA from Colossoma macropomum (tambaqui), 7180 nucleotides. It is a transcript of the gene ube3c, whose product is annotated as ubiquitin protein ligase E3C. Gene Ontology annotation, molecular function: ubiquitin protein ligase activity; protein binding. NCBI's taxonomy places the organism in Eukaryota, Metazoa, Chordata, Actinopteri, Characiformes, Serrasalmidae. Gene Ontology annotation, biological process: ubiquitin-dependent protein catabolic process; protein polyubiquitination. The record is from RefSeq and is a predicted model, not a curated record.